UGCCCCCUUGCUGCCCUCCUGGCAUCGCCCCGGCGCCACCUGUGAUGCUGGAGAAACAAGGAUGCGCGCAUAAGGCGCCUUUGGAGCCCAAAGGAAAAAGGAGGCUGCCCAGGUCCUUGCAUGAAGAACCGUCUCUGACGCAGGCAUCCUGCGAGGGGGAAUCGGACGCCUUGGCGGCGUGAUGUUUUAGGAGCCGCAGGACCAGGCCGACGUUUUAUGCAGACGUUGGCCCCGGGUCGAAAUCACCAUGAGUAGCACCCUCUCGCCCACCGACUAUGACAGCCUGGAGAUCCAGCAGCAAUACAACGACAUUAACAACCGCUGGGAAGUGGCCGACGAAGACUGGGAUAAUGAGAACAGCUCGGCCCGGCUUUUUGAGCGUUCCCGCAUCAAGGCCUUGGCAGACAUGGAGCAAAGCGGUCCCACACCACCCCCUGAACUCUCGCCCGCAGCCUACAUCAACGCCGUGCAAUAUGCCAACGUGUUGGAGGGCAGGUUCAAGCAGCUUCAAGAUGAGCGAGAAGCUGUGCAGAAGAAAACCUUCACCAAAUGGGUGAACUCGCACCUGGCCCGCGUCACCUGCCGCAUCAGCGACCUGUACAGCGACUUGCGGGACGGACGCAUGCUUCUCCGCCUUUUGGAGGUUCUUUCAGGAGAGCAACUGCCCAAGCCAACCAAGGGCCGAAUGCGCAUCCAUUGCCUGGAAAAUGUGGACAAAGCCCUCCAGUUCCUAAAAGAGCAACGCGUCCAUUUGGAGAACAUGGGCUCUCACGACAUUGUCGAUGGCAACCACCGCCUCACCUUGGGCCUCAUCUGGACCAUCAUUCUCCGCUUCCAGAUCCAGGAUAUCAGUGUGGAGACGGAAGAUAACAAGGAGAAGAAGUCAGCUAAGGAUGCCUUACUACUCUGGUGUCAAAUGAAAACGGCAGGGUAUCCAAAUGUGAAUGUACACAACUUCACCACCAGCUGGAGGGACGGUCUAGCUUUCAAUGCCAUCGUCCACAAACACAGGCCGGACUUGAUAGACAUCGACACCUUGAAGAAAUGCAACGCACACUACAACCUCCAGAAUGCCUUCAAUGUUGCUGAAAAGGAGCUGGGCCUCACCAAGCUCUUGGACCCAGAAGAUGUGAACGUGGACCAGCCAGACGAGAAGUCCAUCAUCACCUAUGUGGCCACCUACUACCAUUACUUCUCCAAGAUGAAAGCCUUAGCCGUGGAAGGGAAACGGAUUGGGAAGGUGCUGGACCAUGCUAUUGAAGCAGACAAGCUGAUAGAGAAGUAUGAGACCCUUGCCUCUGACCUGCUCCAGUGGAUCGAGCAGACCAUCUUGACCCUGAAUGACCGCAAGCUGGCCAACUGCCUUAGCGGGGUGCAGAACCAACUGCAGGCUUUCAAUACCUACCGCACUGUGGAGAAACCCCCCAAGUUCACAGAGAAAGGGAAUCUCGAAGUUCUGCUGUUCACCAUCCAGAGUAAGAUGCGAGCUAAUAACCAGAAGGUUUACACACCGCGAGAAGGAAGGCUGAUCUCUGACAUCAACAAGGGCUGGGAGCGUCUGGAGAAAGCAGAGCAUGAGCGAGAGCUGGCCCUGCGCAAUGAGUUGAUUCGGCAGGAGAAGCUGGAGCAACUGGCAGCCCGGUUUGACCGAAAAGCGGCCAUGAGGGAGACCUGGCUGAGCGAGAACCAACGCCUUGUUUCCCAGGAUAAUUUUGGGGCAGAUAUUUCGGCGGUGGAGGCAGCAGUACGAAAGCACGAAGCCAUCGAGACGGACAUCGUAGCCUACAGCGAGCGCGUGGCCGCCGUGAACGCGGUGGCGGCUGAGCUGGAGACGGAGGGCUAUCAUGACAUCAAGCGGGUGCUGGCGCGCAAGAACAAUGUGGCGAGGCUGUGGGACUACCUGCGGGAGCUGGUGGCGGCCCGCCGCGAGCGCCUGAUGCUCCAUUUUGAGCUGCAAAAGAUGUUCCAGGACUUGGCCUACCUCAUGGAUUGGCUGGAGGAGAUGAAGGGCCGACUCCAGUCUCAGGACUUUGGAAAACAUUUGCAUGGCGUGGAGGACCUGCUGCAGAUCCAUUCUCUGGUGGAGGCCGACAUUGCUGUCCAGGCCGAACGAGUGAAAGCCAUCAGUUCAGCUGCUCAGCGCUUUGCUGCUUCUGGAGAAGGAUACAAGCCCUGUGACCCUCACCUUGUCCAAGAGCGUCUAUCCACCUUGGACCGGUGCUAUCGGGAGCUAGUGGCCCUGGCAGCCCAGCGGCGGGCCAAACUGGAGGAGUCACGCCGCCUCUGGAAGUUUUUCUGGGACAUGGGGGAGGAGGAGGCCUGGAUCCGGGAGCAGAGCCAAAUCCUUUCAUCGGACGACUUUGGCAAGGACUUGACCAGUGCCCUCCGCCUCACCAGCAAGCACAAUGCCUUCCGCGAUGAAAUGAGUGGCCGUGCUGGUCCAUUGCAGCAGAGUAUCUCCGAAGGACGCCAGCUGGUUGCCGAGGGCCACUUUGGGGCCACCGAGGUGGCUGAACGGAUACGGGAAAUUGAGGAGCAAUGGGAGCAGCUGGAAGCGCUUUCGAGCGAACGAGAGCAGCGUCUCCUCCAGGCUUCCAGCUUCUACCAGUUCCAGGCUGAUGCCAACGACAUGGAGGCCUGGUUGCUGGACGCCCUUCGCUUAGUAUCCAGCUCUGACGUUGGCCAUGAUGAAUAUUCUACCCAGAGCCUGAUGAAGAAGCACAAGGAGGUGGAAGAGGAGAUUCACAACCACCGGCCAGCCCUGGACACCUUGCAUGAGCAAGCCCAAAGCUUGCCACCUGCUUUUGCCCACUCUCCUGAGGUAGACGGGCGCCUACCUGCACUGGAGCAGCGUUACGAGGAGUUAGUGACGCUGGCAGAGCAUCGCAAGCAGGCAUUGCAGGAUGCCCUCAAUCUCUACAAGAUGUUCAGUGAGGCCGAUGCUUGUGGGCUCUGGAUCGGCGAGCGAGAGUACUGGAUCGAAACCAUGGAUGUUCCGGAGAAGCUGGAAGACCUUGAAGUGGUUCAGCAGAGGUUUGACACACUGGAGCCGGAGAUGAAUAACUUGGCCUCUCGCAUUGCUGCCGUAAAUGAGAUUGCAAGCCAGCUUUUGGGCACCGACCACAGGAACAAGAACAGCAUUCAGACUACUCAAGAGCAGCUCAAUACCAGGUGGCAGCAGUUCCAAGCCCUGGCCAGCCGGAAGAAAGAGGCCUUGACGUCCGCACUCAGCAUCCAAAACUAUUACCUGGAGUGCAAUGAGACCAAGGCUUGGAUGCGGGAGAAAACCAAAGUGAUUGAGUCCACCCAAGGCUUGGGCAAUGAUUUGGCCGGAGUGAUGGCAUUGCAGCGGAAGCUGGCUGGCAUGGAGCGGGACCUGGAGGCCAUCCAGGGCAAAGUGCAGGACCUGCGGGAGGAAGCAGCCCGUCUGGCGGAACACCACCCCGAGCAGGCCAGCGCCAUUUCAGACCGCUUGUCUGAAAUCGACAGGACCUGGGAUGAGUUGAAGGAGACCAUGCGGCACCGGGAAGAGUCCCUGGGAGAAGCCAGCAAACUCCAGGGCUUCCUGCGUGACCUGGAUGACUUCCAAGCCUGGCUCUUGCGCACCCAGACCGCCAUUGCCUCGGAAGAUGUGCCAGCUACUCUGGCGGAAGCCGAGCGCCUCUUGAGCCAGCAUGAGACCAUCCGGAACGAAGUGGAACACUACAAGGGCGACUACCGGCGCCUGAGGGCCAUGGGGGAGGAGGUGACGCAAGGCCACACGGAUGCCCAGCAUAUGUUUCUGCAACAACGUCUCCAAGCCCUUGACACCGGCUGGAACGAACUUGGCCAAAUGUGGGAGAACCGCCACCAGUUGCUGUCGCAGGCUUACAGCUUCCAGAUCUUCCUGAGGGACACCAAGCAGGUGGAAGGGGUGCUCAGCAACCAGGAAUAUGUGCUAACUCACACCAGCAUGCCCAGCUCCCUCCAAGCCGCCGAGGCUGCCAUCAAAAAGCAUGAGGACUUCAUGACCACCAUGGAGGCCAACGGGGAGAAGAUCAAGGGGCUGGUGGACUCUGGGCGGAAGCUGAUCUUGGAGGACAGCCUCCAUUCUGACAAGAUCCAGGAGAAGGUCAAUUCCAUCGACAGUCGGCACCGGAAAAACCAGGAUGCAGCUCAAGACCUCCUGGCUCGGCUCCGUGACAAUCGGGAACUCCAGCACUUCUUGCAAGAUUGCCAAGAGCUCACCCUGUGGAUCAAUGAGAAGAUGCUCUCCGCUCAGGACAUGUCCUACGACGAAGCACGAAACCUCCACACCAAGUGGCAGAAGCACCAGGCUUUUAUGGCAGAGCUGGCUUCCAACAAGGGCUGGCUGGAGAAGAUCCAGAAGGAAGGGGAGCAACUGGUUGCCGAAAAGCCAGAGCUGGAACCAGUGGUGCAAGAGAAGCUGGAAGGGCUGCAAAAGUCCUGGGAAGAGCUAGAAUCCAGCACCCAGAGCAAAGCGCAGUGCCUCUUCGAUGCCAACCGGGCCGAACUCUUCACACAGAGCUGUUCUGCCCUGGAGGCUUGGCUGAGUGGCCUACAGACCCAGCUCCACUCCGAUGACUAUGGCAAGGACUUGACCAGUGUCAACAUUUUGCUCAAGAAGCAGCAGAUGCUGGAGAACCAGAUGGACGUCCGGGAGAAGGAGGUAGAAGGCCUGAAGUCCCAGGCCUUGGCUCUCACCCAGGAGGACUCCAACACGGUGGAGGUGGAUGGCAAACUGCGGGCGGUGGAGGACAAGUUUGUGGAGCUACGGGCACCUUUGCGGGAGCGCUGUGAAAAGCUGCUGGCCUCCAAAGAGGAGCACCAGUUCAACCGCGACCUAGAGGACGAAAUCUUGUGGGUGAAGGAACGGAUUCCAAUGGCUGUCUCCACUGAUCAUGGCAAAGAUCUUCCCACAGUCCAGCUGCUGAUCAAGAAAAACCAGACCCUCCAGAAGGAGAUCCAGGGCCAUCAGCCGCGCAUCAACGACAUCCUAGCAAGGUGGCAGGGGCUGGCGAUCAGUGGCCUGGAGGCAGAGCUCCAGGGACAUGUGGAGGCAUUGCAGGAGAUGUGGCAAGAGCUGCAGAACCAAGUGGAGCAGCGGCACGGGCGGCUGGAGCAAGCCCAGAUGGCCCAGCAGUUCUACUUUGAUGCUGCGGAGGCCGAGGCUUGGAUGGGGGAACAGGAGCUUCACAUGAUAUCAGAGGAGAAGGCUAAGGAUGAACUCAUUGCCCAAGCCAUGGUGAAGAAGCAUCUGGUGAUGGAACAGGCCCUGGAGGACUAUGCACAGACCAUCCAUCAGCUUUCCCUCCAGAGCCGUGACAUGGUAAACAAUGGGCACCCCGAGAGCGAGCGGAUCAACCUCCGGCAGGGCCAAGUGGACAAGCUCUACGCCAGCCUGAAGGACUUGGCCGAGGAGCGCCGUGCCAAGUUACAGGAGCAGCUCCGGCUCUGCCAACUAAAGCGGGAGGUGGAUGACCUGGAGCAGUGGAUUUCCGAAAGGGAGGUGGUGGCCGCCUCUCACGAACUUGGGCAGGACUAUGAACAUGUCACGAUGCUCCGGGACAAAUUCAGGGAGUUUUCGCGUGACACAAGCACCAUCGGCCAGGAGCGGGUAGACAGCGUCAACCGGCUAGCGGACGACAUGAUCUCCGCAGGCCACUCUGAGAACGCCACCAUCGCUGAGUGGAAAGACAGCCUGAAUGAGGCCUGGGCAGACCUCCUGGAACUCAUUGACACCAGGAGUCAAAUGCUGGCCGCUUCCUACGAGUUGCAUCGCUUCUACCAUGACGCCCGCGAGACUCUCAGCCAAGUCCAGAACAAGCAGAAGCAGCUUCCCGACGAAGUGGGACGGGACCUGAACACGGCUGAGGCCAUGCAACGGAUGCACAGUGCUUACGAACAUGACAUCCAGGCCCUGAGCGCCCAGGUGAAGCAGGUGCAGGAUGAUGCUGCCCGGCUGCAGAAAGCCUAUGCUGGAGAGAAGGCAGACGAUAUCCGGAGGCAUGAGCAAUCCGUGAGCGAAGCAUGGUCCGACCUACUCAGCAGCAGCAGCGGCCGCCGACACCUCCUCAUGGACACUGUUGACAAGUUCCGUUUCUUCCGCAUGGUGCGCGACCUCCUCCUUUGGAUGGAUGACGUCAACCUCCAGAUAGACGCUCAGGAGAAGCCCAGGGAUGUAUCAGCCGCCGAUUUGGUCAUCAAGAACCACCAGGGCAUCAAGGCUGAAGUCGAGGCCCGGAGCGACAGCUUCAAUGACUGCAUUGCCAUGGGCAAUGAGCUGCUGGCCAAAGGACACUAUGCUUCAGACAAGAUUGCAGAGAAACUGACCCAGCUCCAGGACCGGCGGAAGGAGAUCAACAACAAAUGGCGGGAAAAAAUGGACUGGCUACAAAUAGUCAUGGAGGUGCUGAUGUUUGGGCGCGAUGCAAGCAUGGCGGAGGCCUGGUUGUCCAGCCAGGAGCCCAUUGUGCGUUCGGCUGAACUGGGCGGCAACGUGGAUGAAGUGGAGAACCUCAUCAAGCGCCACGAGGGCUUCCAGAAAUCGGCUGCUGCCUGGGAGGAACGCUUUAUGGCCUUGGAGAAGCUCACGACGCUGGAAGAGAAUGAACGUCGCCGGCGUGAGCAGGAAGAGGCGAGGAAAAGGAGACCUCCGACGCCAUCCGCACCAGAACCUGCAACCGCGACACCUCAGGCUCUGCAACUGGAAGGGCAGCAGGCUCCCAGUGAUGCGAACUGGAGCCCUGGAGAGCGAGGUUUGUCUCUGGAGUUGCCCUCUCUGAAUGGGAUCGACCAUGACUCUGAAACCACCCAGAUUUCGGAGACAUCUGCUACGGUGAACGGAUCGCAGCUGGACUCAGGGUCCAAAGGCAAGGAGCCAAGCCCAACUCCCUCGCCAAAGCCCCGUUCAAAAACGCCAACCCUCGGCACCGAUCCCACCCAGUCGGCCACGUUGCCCCCGCGAACGCCGGAUCCCUCAGCCACAGAACAGAUGGAAGGGAUGCUGUAUCGGAAGCAAGAAAUGGAAUCACACGGCAAAAAGGCAGCCAACAGGUCCUGGCAGAACAUCUACUGCAUUGUACGGAAAGGCAACUUGGGCUUUUAUAAAGACAACAAGAAUGCCAGCAACGGGAUCCCGUACCACGGCGAAGCCCCCGUCAGCUUGCAGGGGGCACAGUGCAGCGUAGCUUUGGACUACAAGAAACGGAAGCACGUCUUUAAGCUCGGGUUAACAGAUGGAAAGGAAUACUUAUUCCAGGCAAAGGACGAGGCUGAGAUGAGCAGCUGGAUGCGAGUCAUCAAUGCCACGGCCGCCCGAGCAGCGCCAGCCCACGGCCCUCCGGAAGAGCAAGCGCCGCUCAUCAGCAAAGGAAUGACCCGGGCCCUGAGCAUGCCUCCCGUCACUUCCAACAGCGGCCCGGAAGGGACCGUCACCCUGCGGAGCAAAGAGACCAAGGAAAAGGACCGCGAGAAACGCUUCAGCUUUUUUAAGAAGAACAAAUAGCGGGGAGGUCGCCACGUACCUAGAGAGAGGGUCGGACUGGGAGGGGGCGGCUGGAUCUGUACAAACACCCGACUUCGGACCUCCGGGGCAGGGCACGGCGAGGGGUCUCAGGCAGGUUGGGCGCGGGGUGCCUGGGGUGCGACACACGCCUGGCGGACGUCCCGGUUCUUCGCCGUCUUCUCUUUGUAAUGCCGCCAAUUGCAUGAAGCAUCUCCAAACUUUGCAAGGAGUGCCCGGCCUCCUGCCUUCCCAUCCUCUCCCUCCUAAAAGAAAAGAAAAAACGAAACACAAACCA
Molecule: messenger RNA, 7802 nt
Organism: Sceloporus undulatus (fence lizard)
Lineage: Eukaryota; Metazoa; Chordata; Lepidosauria; Squamata; Phrynosomatidae
Gene: SPTBN2
Product: spectrin beta, non-erythrocytic 2
Exons: 39
Coding region: 248-7507 (2419 amino acids)
Biological process (GO): actin cytoskeleton organization
Cellular component (GO): cortical actin cytoskeleton; cell projection; plasma membrane
Molecular function (GO): phospholipid binding; actin filament binding; structural constituent of cytoskeleton
Source: RefSeq, a predicted model, not a curated record